Molecule: messenger RNA, 909 nt
Organism: Aspergillus tanneri
Lineage: Eukaryota; Fungi; Ascomycota; Eurotiomycetes; Eurotiales; Aspergillaceae
Gene: xanC
Product: transcription factor xanC
Exons: 3
Coding region: 1-909 (302 amino acids)
Biological process (GO): regulation of DNA-templated transcription
Molecular function (GO): DNA-binding transcription factor activity
Source: RefSeq, a predicted model, not a curated record
AUGCGAAAUCAGACUAUCAAGGAGGAACAAAACGACCCUAUGGGUCAAAAGCAAGACCCUAUAGAGAGAAGGCGUUUGCAAAACAGACUUUCUCAGAGGAAUCACCGCCGCAAAAUCCGCGACCGGAUUGCGAAGUUGCAGGAACGGGUUAUUGCCAGUGAAUUACGAGCUGCUGCGAGUCUAAAUGGCUGGGGAUAUCCGAACCUAACUGGUCCCCCACCGAUUGACCAUGUCUCUUCUUACGAAGCGGAGGGAAAGAAUCCGUCUCGUGCCUCAGAAAACACCCUCCAUGCCGAUCCAUCCUAUCUUUCUACGCCUUCGGGGGUCUGUCCCACCUGCAGCAACUCUCUGGGGCCUAUACCUAUCAUAUGUUCUCAACCCUUGACGCCGCCGUCGAUCUUCGAUCCUGCCAAGGAGACCGAAUCCCCCAACUCGUCGCCCUCAUCGACCAUGAUGAAUAGUCCCUAUGAUUCGGGAUUCAAUUUGACUAAUCCGGAAAUAUCCCCGACAGCGCUGAACAAUUACUCCGUGGCGGAGCUGAAUGCUCCACUCGUCUCGGAAACAUGGGAUGGCCACGCCAAUGACUCUACAUUCUCCUACGUUGCCACAGAGACCUCACUGCCGCAGAUCGUGCAAGCCCUGGGCGGGGAAGCGUCUCGAACCAAGGCUGUCAUCCUAAUUCCACAGAAUCCGCACUCGACAGGGAUACCCUUGACAUUGGCCGUGUCUCAGCUACCCACUCCCGUGGACUCGGUGGGCACAGCUAUGAGUCCUAUGCAAACCUUCACAUGUCCAUGUCAACCUCAGGAGUCAUUUCCCGGCUCCGGAGUCGGUUUCGUGAAUUCUGGUGGUCCUCCUCCUCCCUGUCCUAUACACGCGACGCAGUCUGUGGAGCACAUCCCCCGGUGA